This is a messenger RNA of Rhodofomes roseus, 1748 nucleotides long. RefSeq lists its product as uncharacterized. NCBI's taxonomy places the organism in Eukaryota, Fungi, Basidiomycota, Agaricomycetes, Polyporales, Fomitopsidaceae. The transcript is spliced from 5 exons. Bases 239 to 1594 code for a protein of 451 amino acids. The record is from RefSeq and is a predicted model, not a curated record.
AGCGGGGUGGGUCGCAAUCUUUCCGCCUUGUUUAUUUAUUCUUCUCCCCCCUGCAUUUGCGAUCUGUUCGCGUGACACCUCCGGUGUAAGAGACUCCCAUUCAAGUCGACGUUUGAGCGCGUGGUAUUGACGUGUCCCUCUCUGGACCUACUCCCACAUUCCUCCUCAACGGUUCUGUGCAACUAGUCUUGUUGCCACUGGUUCCCCGCAUUUUCGCAGCGAACCAACGCCGUGCACUAUGGUAGCGGGGCUAGGCUACACUGGCAUACCGUCCCAAACAUGCGGGCCUGCAAUCUGGGGAUGUUUCUCUCUACCCGCACAGGUUCCUAGCCCAGGAUCCUGGUAUACGGGCCCGCCAAAGCCAGCUAUCCCAGCUGCAGCGUCAACUAAAACAACGUCAACUACAGCAACGUCAACUACAACACAUUCAACUUCCCAGCAGCCCAGUCCGACUUCUACACCAUCAAUGUCAUCGCCUCAAACAUCCUCGCAGCCGUCCCCGACUUCUAGCGACAGCGCGGACCACACUUCCUCCCCUUCUAGUGGAGGUUCUGGUGGUGGAAGUUCUAGCGACAGUACUUCUAGCGACGUCCCUGCAUCGACCUCGUCGUCGAGUGAUUCCAGUCCGGCCUCCACUACUACUGACCCGGGGAGCACCAAUACAGGUUCACAGCCUUCGCCAGUCAGUCAAUCGUCAGUCAAUCGGUCGACCAACAGCAAUGACCUGUCGACGUCAACUUCACACUCUCCAUCGACGAGGGUGACAACAAUUACAUCGGAAUCGACCACUGUGAUACUCUCAUCCCAGAUUACCGUAGAGACUGGGUCUUCCGGCACAUUCACCACCACUCGAGUAUUCAGCAGUAACAGCGUAGUAACAGAGACUCACACGUCGACGCUGGUUGGAGUAGGCUCUAGUACAGCCUCAGCAACUCCUGCCAAUGCUGCAUCGCGGGGGUCGACGAGUAAAUCGAACACAGGCCUAAUCCUGGGCGGCGUCUUCGGAGCACUAGCCGUCCUCCUACUCCUCCUCCUCGCUCUGCUCUGGUACCGCAGGCGCAGGCGCACGCGCCGCACCCAAGCCCUGCAUGAGUCCUUCUGGAACAACCCGCACGACUCUGAGACCCCCGCGGUGACCUCCGGGUUGCUGAACCGCACCGCGAGCAGCAGCUCGUCCUUGUUCUUCACCGCCGAGGAUGACAUCAUGGGCGACAACAACCGCGCCGCCCCGACGUACCGCUACGGCGCGACCCCGCGCGCGCUCGAGACCUCCACGCGCCUCGUCGUGUCGCCGCCGCUGCCUAGCGCGGAGAUACGCGCGGAGGAUCCCGACCCGUUCGCAGACCCCGCGGCGCGCGCGCGUGAGCGGCCGCCGACGGUCGCGUCGAUGGAGUCUCCGACGAUUCAUGUGGUACAGUCGGACUCGUACUCCAACCUUGCGUUGUUCCCCCGCGAGGGACAAGUCGCUGCGUGGGACACGCCGCUGCAUAGUGCGCGCAACUCGGUGGCGCUACAUGCCAGUGGGCACGGAGACGUUAGGGCCAGCGUACUGUCGGACCGGUCUGGUGAUGUUCAGACCAUCGAAGCCCUGUGAUUUUGCACUACUUCCUGAGACGACACCUCGCUGCAUAUCAAACAGUGACUCGUCCAUGGCGAAAGUACUGUAUACGCACCCACGGACACGUUCGUUCCCCUCCUGCCACUCCUUGUUCCGACCUCUCCUUGGCCAACCACCUCUAUUUAACCUU